This is a messenger RNA of Lizanozyma spartinae, 669 nucleotides long. It is a transcript of the gene ATP23, whose product is annotated as putative metalloprotease. Gene Ontology annotation, molecular function: metalloendopeptidase activity. The transcript has a single exon. NCBI's taxonomy places the organism in Eukaryota, Fungi, Ascomycota, Pichiomycetes, Serinales, Debaryomycetaceae. Bases 1 to 669 code for a protein of 222 amino acids. Gene Ontology annotation, cellular component: extrinsic component of mitochondrial inner membrane. The record is from RefSeq and is a predicted model, not a curated record. Gene Ontology annotation, biological process: mitochondrial protein processing; mitochondrial proton-transporting ATP synthase complex assembly.
AUGGCUGAAGGGGAUUCUACACCCAGUGGCCAGUUUGAGUGGUGGAGGAAAUCUCUAGCUUACCGAACAGGCAUGGGUAUGAGUGACGAAGAAAAAGCAGCCUUUGAAGAAGAAUAUCGAGUUAGACAAAGUAAGAAUAGAACAUGUGCCACAUGUGAACAAGAUCGAUCAUGGAUGCUCCAAUAUUCCCCUCUGGUUCGUUUCAUGAUAGAUCAACUUAAAAGAGUAGGCGACGGGGAAGUUCCUGAAAUCAAAUGUCUGGAUUGCAACGAUCUCAAAGGUGGUGGGUUUCACCCUCAAGAAGGUAUUUUACUUUGUGCUAAUUGGCUCAAGGAUAAAUGGCAAUUAGAAGAUGUUCUUACUCAUGAAUUAGUCCACGCGUACGACUACAAGGUUUUUGCUGUUGACUUGAACAAUUUAAAACAUCAUGCUUGUACAGAGAUUCGUGCCAGUAUGCUUAGUGGAGAGUGUCGAGUUCUUAAUGAGAUUCGAAAAACUGGAUUGGCCAAUUUUAGUACAAAGUUUCAAUCUUGCGUAAGGAGACGGGCAGUUCUUUCAGUUACAGCUAAUCCCAAAUGUAAGGAUGCAGCCGAGGCGGAAGCUGUUGUCGGACAUGUUUGGAAUUCAUGUUUCAAUGACACCCGUCCCUUUGAACGAGUUUACCGGUGA